AUGAAACAACCUUCAAGAAAAUCCCCCCUAAACAUAACUUCAGAACAAUCCCUGAAAAACAAUCACUUCAAGAACAAUCCCCUCAUGAACAAUCACUACAAGAACAAUUCCCUCAAGAACAAUCACUUCAAGAACAAUCCCCUCAUGAACAAUCACUUCAAGAACAAUCCCCUCAUGAACAAUCACUUCAAGAACAAUCCCCUCAUGAACAAUCACUUCAAGAACAAUCCCCUCAAAAACAAUCACUUCAAGAACAAUCCCCUCAUGAACAAUCACUACAAGAACAAUACCUCAAGAACAAUCACUUCAAUGAACAAUCCCCUCAAGAACAAUCCCCUCAUGAACAAUCACUUCAAGAACAAUCCCCUCAUGAACAAUCACUUCAAGAACAAUCCCCUGAAAAACAAUCACUUCAAGAACAAUCCCCUCAUGAACAAUCACUACAAGAACAAUCCCCUGAAAAACAAUCACUUCAAGAACAAUCCCCUCAUGAACAAUCACUACAAGAACAAUCCCCUCAAGAACAAUCCCCUCAUGAACAAUCACUUCAAGAACAAUCCCCUCAUGAACAAUCCCCUGAUGAACAAUCACUUCAAGAACAAUCCCCUCAUGAACAAUCACUUCAAGAACAAUCACUUCAAGAACAAUCCCCUGAUGAACAAUCACUUCAAGAACAAUCCCCUCAUGAACAAUCACUUCAAGAACAAUCCCCUCAUGAACAAUCACUACAAGAACAAUUCCCUCAAGAACAAUCACUUCAAGAACAAUCCCCUCAUGAACAAUCCCCUCAUGAACAAUCACUUCAAGAACAAUCCCCUCAUGAACAAUCACUUCAAGAACAAUCCCCUGAAAAACAAUCACUUCAAGAACAAUCCCCUCAUGAACAAUCACUACAAGAACAAUUCCCUCAAGAACAAUCACUUCAAGAACAAUCCCCUCAUGAACAAUCACUUCAAGAACAAUCCCCUCAUGAACAAUCACUUCAAGAACAAUCCCCUCAUGAACAAUCACUUCAAGAACAAUCCCCUGAAAAACAAUCACUUCAAGAACAAUCCCCUCAUGAACAAUCACUACAAGAACAAUUCCCUCAAGAACAAUCACUUCAAGAACAAUCCCCUCAUGAACAAUCACUUCAAGAACAAUCCCCUCAUGAACAAUCACUUCAAGAACAAUCCCCUCAUGAACAAUCACUACAAGAACAAUCCCCUGAAAAACAAUCACUUCAAGAACAAUCCCCUCAUGAACAAUCACUUCAAGAACAAUCCCCUCAUGAACAAUCACUACAAGAACAAUUCCCUCAAGAACAAUCCCCUCAAGAACAAGAACCAAAUCCCGACCCACGAGGCACAGACGAACAGCCAAUCCCCUCCGUCAGCUCGCCCAGAGGUUAGCAUCUAUUAUGAAAACUUUUCAUUCCAGCGACAUUUCACAAAUUGA
Molecule: messenger RNA, 1437 nt
Organism: Penaeus chinensis
Lineage: Eukaryota; Metazoa; Arthropoda; Malacostraca; Decapoda; Penaeidae
Product: GATA zinc finger domain-containing protein 14-like
Exons: 1
Coding region: 1-1437 (478 amino acids)
Source: RefSeq, a predicted model, not a curated record